AUGUCCAGGAAUUCCGUAACUUUUGUGGUGGCUCUUGUAGCACUGACAGGCUCGUCCUUGGCAAAGGAUAUCUACGUCUCGCCGACUGGUACUGGUGCUGGUACUGCGGCGGCGCCGUAUGGAUCUAUCCAAGCUGCUGUGAAUGCGGCGGUGGCGGGAGAUAACAUUCUUCUCAGGGCUGGGACGUACAAGCCAACGACCAACAUCCAGAUCACCAAGAGCGGCACAGCUACCGCUCCCAUCACACUCCGUUCCUUCGAGAAUGAACAAGUGAUUCUUGACGGAGAGGACUUACCAGGCACCCCUUACGCUCUCGACGCCUCCCUCCCCAACAAAGAACGCGGCAUCCUCCACAUUGAGAACGCGAACUACUGGCGUUUCUACCACCUCACCCUCAUCAACGGGCCCUACGGCGUCUACGCCCGCACCGCCUCCCACAACACCUACGACCUGCUCGUCACGCACGACAACUACGAGACGGGCUUCCAGCUCGAAGGCGUCUCCGCCAACAAUACCGUCACAAACCUCGACUCGUACCGCAACCGCGACCCACGCAAGAACGGUGAGAGCGCCGACGGCUUCGCCUGCAAAUCCGGGUCCGGAACGGGCAACGUGCUGCGCAACGCGCGCCUCUGGGACAACGUAGACGACGGUCUCGAUCUGUUCAUGUUCGCGGACGCCGUCACGCUGGACGAAGUGUACGCGUGGGGCAACGGAGUGAACCGAUGGGGCUUCUCGUCGUUCAACGGCGACGGCAACGGUUUCAAGCUCGGAAUCACCGGGAACCCGCCCGCGAACCACAUCGUGCGCAACUCGAUCGCGUUCGCGAAUGCCAAGAAGGGGUUCAUUGAUAACGGAAACCCAGGCGCGUUGCAGGUGAGCCGGAACACGGCGUGGGCGAACGGGGAUGUGGGGUUCAAUUUCCGCAGUUCGUCGUCGAGGGUUAGUGCGAAUAUCGCUGCGGUGAACGUGGGCUCGGCUCAGGUGUCGCUUGUGUCGACUGUAGUGGCGACCGGGAACUCGUGGCAAUCGGGGACCUGGUCGAACUCGACCUUCAAGAGCGUGGAUCCGAGUGUGUUGAAGGGGCCGAGGGGUGCAGAUGGAAGGGUUGUGGCGAGUGACUUCUUGAUUCCGGUAUCUGGUGCUGCUAUUGGGGCGACCACGCGGGCUCGUGUCUGA
This is a messenger RNA of Boeremia exigua, 1179 nucleotides long. Its product is annotated as family 9 polysaccharide lyase. The record is from RefSeq and is a predicted model, not a curated record. Bases 1 to 1179 code for a protein of 392 amino acids. The transcript is spliced from 2 exons. NCBI's taxonomy places the organism in Eukaryota, Fungi, Ascomycota, Dothideomycetes, Pleosporales, Didymellaceae.